AUGCGAUCACGCGGAGGAGAAUACAACAAAAUUGGUAAACCUAGCUAUUUGCGCGAAUUAUUUCAAGAAGACCUUACUGUAAGACGCUCUGAGAGACUAGCAGCCAAGAAAAAUAAUAUCCUCUUUAAAUUCCCAAAUUUCAGUACCACUCAUUAUGAAUCUUUUUUCGUAAUUACAGUUAUAGGAUUAUGGGAAGAACUACCAGAGGAUAUUAUAAAUUCAUCAAGCUUGGAGUUUCCUACCUGUCUUUCUAGUGACAUCAAAGAUUCUUAA
This is a messenger RNA of Cotesia congregata, 273 nucleotides long. Lineage: Eukaryota; Metazoa; Arthropoda; Insecta; Hymenoptera; Braconidae. The record is from the annotation of a GenBank genome assembly.